Molecule: messenger RNA, 861 nt
Organism: Neoarius graeffei (lesser salmon catfish)
Lineage: Eukaryota; Metazoa; Chordata; Actinopteri; Siluriformes; Ariidae
Gene: plpp4
Product: phospholipid phosphatase 4
Exons: 7
Coding region: 1-861 (286 amino acids)
Biological process (GO): phospholipid metabolic process
Molecular function (GO): phosphatidate phosphatase activity
Source: RefSeq, a predicted model, not a curated record
AUGAAGAUGUCUCCUCCAGACCGAAGGAAAAGCGUGCGCGAGCUGGCGCUGGAGAUCGGGAUCCGCGUGCUGCUCUUUGGAGUUUUCGUGUUCACGGAGUUCCUGGAGCCAUUUGAAAGAGUUAUUCAGCCUGAAGAGCUUUGGCUCUACAAGAACCCUCUGGUAGAAUCGGAUCUCAUCCCCAAGAGAGUCAUGUUUGCUAUAUCAUUCCUCACCCCUCUGGCUGUGAUCUUUGUGGUGAAGAUCAUACGACGAACAGACAAGACCGAAAUCAAAGAGGCAUGUUUGGCUGUGUCUCUUGCACUAGCACUGAACGGCGUCUUCACAAACACCAUUAAGUUGAUAGUUGGCAGGCCAAGACCAGAUUACUUUCAGCGCUGUUUCCCAGAUGGCCAGAUGAAUGUGAAAAUGCUGUGCACAGGAGAACCAGGCAUGGUGUCGGAGGGCCGAAAGAGUUUUCCCAGCAGCCACUCCUCCUUUGCUUUCUCUGGCCUGGGCUUCACCUCCUUCUACUUAGCGGGGAAGCUGCACUGUUUCACCGAGAGCGGACGCGGACGCAGCUGGCGCCUCUGUGCUAUGAUCCUGCCCCUCUACAGUGCAAUGAUGAUCGCUUUAUCUCGCACCUGUGACUACAAACAUCACUGGCAAGACGCCUUUGUCGGUGGUGUGAUCGGCCUGCUGUUUGCCUACAUCUGCUACCGGCAGCACUACCCACCAUUUCUCCACACAGACUGCCACCUGCCUUAUGCCAGCCUGGCACUGAACACCACCCGACAUGCGCCAGUCUCCCAGGAGAUGCCUCAGGCCACAGACAAUUCCACGAGCCUGCCCCUGGAGGGCAUCACUGAGGGUCCUGUAUGA